Molecule: messenger RNA, 1107 nt
Organism: Lytechinus variegatus (green sea urchin)
Lineage: Eukaryota; Metazoa; Echinodermata; Echinoidea; Temnopleuroida; Toxopneustidae
Product: sperm acrosome-associated protein 9-like
Exons: 5
Coding region: 176-1045 (289 amino acids)
Cellular component (GO): acrosomal vesicle; ciliary base; sperm flagellum
Source: RefSeq, a predicted model, not a curated record
CACCGCUGGGUCACGCGUUGUUGAUCAUCACAACAAACUCUCAGUUGACAAAAGGUGUACAUACGUGAAUGUAGUCUGCAAGUCUUCUGCGAGCCAUACGAGUGUGAAAUCUCGGUGAAAAUACGUAUUUUUGACGGACUUUUGCACAAGAGCAACCAAAGUAGAUCAAGCAGACAUGGAUGCUAUACGCAGAGACGUUGCAAAGGAGAAGGAUCGUUAUAAGGUCCUCCAGCAGCAGCAGUUUACAUUCAUCAAUGCCAUGGCCAACACCAGGACAGAUGCAUAUGAGAAAACCAAACCAGUCAGAUCCAUCAAUCAUGUCAAAGAACUUUUUGAGCGUAGCCGCAACGCUACCGACCGCCGAGCCAUGAAGCAAUGGCUAGACUUGGUAGGAGAGCUGACGAAUAUCGUCAUGCGCAUCUCCAAUGUGAAUCCUGAUGCAAUCAAGGAAGGUCCAGCCUGUCAGGCCAUUGCCCGAUGCAGGACGUUACUCAACCCUAGCAAUGAAUUUUCAUCUCUACGAGCGGGAUACCCUCAUCAGGAGGUGAACCAUUUAAGCUGCUCAGAGGCCCGUGUCCUCUAUGGAGGCUGCGUCAGUAUAGUCCCCCUUGUGUUUGACAACUUACUCAAGAUAUACAGCAUCAUCAAAGAGAGUGGGAAAGAGCUGCAAGAAACAUGGCCGCCACAGACACAGAGGCCGAGGAGUAUACAGAGUGCAAGGCAUCAACGAUCUAAAACUGAAACCCAAACCCCAUCAAGAGCAAAGACAGCCAUCGGUACAAGGACCGCCCACGAAAACUGCGAAAAGAGCACCGACACCAAGGACCUGACGAAACGCAUGCUCAAGCUCUCCUUCACCAAGAUGCCGAAAGGUCACGACGAGAACACGCUCUUCUACAGACGGACCCUCAACGGCCGGGCAGACAAGCUUCACAUUAACGGUGAGAUAACGUUGGACAAGGCUCCCUGGAGGGGCGCCUCGUAUGAGAAGAUCAACCACGUUGAUCAUCGGAGGUUUGUCAAUCUGGAAGAUAAGUUUUAUUGAGUGGCUUGAGGGAUGUGAUUGGGUUUCUUGGCAUUUAACCCUAUCUAGUCCGGGGGGGGGGG